Molecule: messenger RNA, 861 nt
Organism: Spirometra erinaceieuropaei
Lineage: Eukaryota; Metazoa; Platyhelminthes; Cestoda; Diphyllobothriidea; Diphyllobothriidae
Source: the annotation of a GenBank genome assembly
AUGGGGUCGCCGAUUUCGGGAUUCAUCGCCGAGGCGGUCCUCCAACGGUUAGAAUCGCUGGUCUUCCAACACCACAGACCAAAAUUCUGGGCCCGGUAUAUGGAUGACACCUUCGUCGUCAUCGAACGGGAUCAGGUGUUGACAUUCCAAGAACAUCUCGACGUCGUCUUCCCGGACAUUCAAUUUACGUUGGAGGAGGAAGAGAACAACCAGCUGGCCUUCCUGGAUGUCCUCGUAUGCCGCAAGGAUUGUGGUGGACCAAAGACCAAUGUGUUCAGGAAAGCGACAAAUACGAUACAAGUACUGAACUUCAACAGCAACCACCCAAUCAGUCACAAACGCAGUUGUGUAAGGACGCUCUAUCGGCGUGUCGAAACGCACUGCAGUGAGCCGGAAGACAAAAUUGCUGAACUACAAUACCUCCGACGGGUCUUCAAAGCCAUUGGCUACCCGCGCAACUUCGUCGAACGGUGCAUACGCAAAAAGUACGAAAGGCCUAACCGCACGGACACCAAGUCUUGGCGGGCACUUCCGUAUGUCAAGAACGUUUCGGAAGCUGUCGGCCGCCUUCUCGAACCACUUGGGGUUGGAGUGGCACACAGACCGGAGGCAACCAUCAGGCGUCUGCUCAUGAAACAAAAAGACCCACUGCCACGACUAGAAACGUCUGGAGUCGUUUAUAGGAUCUGGUGCAGUUGCGGACAAAGCAACUACGUCGGAGAAACCGGAAGACAGCUCCGAACGAGAAUGGCCGAACACGCGGCAGCGGUGCGCAGAAAUGACGCAAGCUCUCAAAUUGCGGCUCAUUCGACGAGAUCCGGCCACACAUUCAAAUUCGAUGAGGCCGAAAUUCUCGCAUAA